Molecule: messenger RNA, 3176 nt
Organism: Scatophagus argus
Lineage: Eukaryota; Metazoa; Chordata; Actinopteri; Scatophagidae
Product: cortexin-1-like
Exons: 3
Coding region: 1641-2021 (126 amino acids)
Source: RefSeq, a predicted model, not a curated record
GAGUGGGUGGGGAGCUUUAAGAGCGUCUGCCUGCUUGCAGUCCCCCAUCAAAGCGACGCUCAGCAGCAGCAGCAGCAGGAGGAGGAGGAGGAGGAGGAGAAACGAGCGCAUCACAAAGUUUGAUCAGCUGCAGCGGACACACGAAGCGGACACCUUACCGGCCCUGAUCUGCAGCAGGACUUCCAGCAUCCAGUGCUGUUCCCCCUCAGAGAUACAGAAUUGACUCCCUCAGAGCUUUCCCCUGGUGGCAGUGAGACACACUGAUGCUUCAGGCUGUCAGCGAGAGUGACACAAACAACCAAGAGAGAAGACGGGCCAGGAUUGAGACUAAAUAGAAAGAAGGCCCUUCCUCCUCCUCCUCCUCCUCCUCCUCCUCGUCCUCCUCCCCCCCAAUGUCUGAUCCUGCUUGUUGUUUUGGGAGAAACGUGCAGUCCACUGUGCAGCAGACGACCCUAUCAGAGGAGACUUUCUGCUUAGCAGCUGUAUCUAAAUCAGGCCUCAUUGUGUUUAGGGGGUGAGUUCAAAGGAGCUGCAGUUGCGCGCUGGUUGCUUGGCUGAACCAGGAACAUCCGAUGACACCACGUCUGGUAACCAUCCCGUGUCUGCUGAAGACUGUUGGAACAGCCCCAUAAAAAGAAUCUGCAUUCACUAGACCGGAUCAGGCCACUUUAUAUUUAUAGCAAUUUAACAAACACAAAUUCACCUUCUCAGAACCUUCAGACUCAUUUUCUACCUCUUGUUGUUGCUCUGCUUGUCAAGAGAGGCAGGUUUUGAAGAGACCACCCCAACUUAUUUGAGCGCUUGACAGCUCUGACCCAAUUAUCACGCUCCUGUAAGCAAAAGGGAAUACUUUGCAUUUAGCAGGCGCCAUCGGCCCUGUUUUAUAUUCAAGGCCAUUGAUCCACUGACCUCCUGCUCCAAUUAGCCACACGCGUGUACACACACAGACACACACCUGGUGUUGCUGGCCUCUGCAGAUGCUUCAGAUGGUCUUGUGUGUUUGUAACACCUGGGUCUGGCUCACACACUUAAACAGCUAUAUCCAUUUGGGUGUCAGAAGUCCAUCUGCACACUAUUAACUCCCAUCGAGAACACUGACCUUGACUGCGAUCAGACGCAUGUCUGUGGGUUUGCAUGAGCAGGAGGCCGUGUAACAUCCUGUCUGCUCUGAUUGAGAGCGAGAAUGAGAGCUGAUGUGGCAGAGUGGCCCUGAUAAAUACUCUAAAAACAUUACCGCCUGAGGGACGGCCACUCAAAUAAGAAAGCCAUAGAGCUUCAUUACACUGUUUAGUCAGUUCCUCAAAAUGUGUGACACUAAAAAAAUAGUCCAUAUUAAUUGAAAAGUGUGUGUGUAUGUGUCUGUCACGUUGUCAGAGCAGAUUAGGACUAGGCCUUUCUGGGUCAUGUCUCUUUGAUGGGGCUAUAUUUGACUAAAUAACCUGUCCAGCAGAGGAAUGAUCUGAAUGCACACAUCGUGGACAAGUACGUGACUCUCUCUGGCCUACAGACUGCUCUGUGGUCUUUUUACUUGUUAACUGUCUGUUAACUUUUCUUGGGGCCACAUACUUUUCAACUAACAGCAAGAGUUUCUAACAUAAAACCAAAACAGUUUGGCCUGUCCUGCUGCAUCACAACACCUCAUGAGCACCUUCCCUUCCUUCUCUGCACUUCCUCCCAGUACACCAACCAUCCAGUCAGUGUGUAAGCCCUGCCUUCGGGCCCCGUGGAGGAUGAACGAUGUGCCCACACUUGACUACGAGUUGCUGCUGUCACCGGCCAGCUCCUCGCUCCCUGGCAGCCAUGGCGGUGGCAGCAGCAGCCCCCCUCUGGCCUUGGUUGGCGUGGACAAUGAGCAGCGCACCGCCUUGGCCUUCGUAGGCCUCCUCAUGCUCUUCCUGGUCUUCCUGCUGGUCAGGUGUUUCAGGAUUCUGCUUGACCCCUACAGCCGCAUGCCUGCAUCAUCCUGGACUGACCACAAGGAGGGGCUAGAGAGGGGCCAGUUUGAUUAUGCACUGGUGUAGGGUGUGUGUCUAAAGAUUGGAUAGAAAUGGAGAUAUUUCAUUGCACAUAGACACAGUGUUUAAGAGCAUUGACUAAUUUAGACGUGGAAAUGGAGUAUACCAAUGAAUAAUGUGAAUGCACUCUGAGGGGAGGUUUAUCUAAUGUUGGAGUAUCCUUGGUGUAUGUCACUGUAUUGCUGCCUGUGUAGUGGUGUAAAUAUGAGCCUGCAGAUUGCCAUGUGAUCACAACAAGUUCAACAACAAGCAGGCAGACAUGUGGAAUCCCUGUGAGACAAACACUCACUCAGACCCAAAUGCUGGACCACGAAUGACAGAAAUAAUGAGCUGCACAGCUGCCUUAACCUGACCUACCGUACUAGUCAAACAUACUACCACAUAAAAUCACCUUAGGGCUAGGUUUUCCAAACUCCAGAGCUUCUCAGUAUUAAGACACAAUAUGAUUUUCUGGAAAGACCACAUGCACUCACCACAUAGUGUGUAGUUAAGUGAAGGAGGUCACACUCAAGCAGAUGCCCCUUUAAUGAACCAGUGUCUGUUGUAAUGCAUCCAGGUGUUAAGUGCUGACCAAGGAGCACAAAUCUCCACAUUUGCGUUGAUCCUCGAGCAGCACUGCGGUUUCAGAUGCUUUUUAAGGCAGGUAGUUUGUGUCUCCAUAAAAUCUUGUCUGUGUAUGUUUUGUGUGUCGAUAACAAAGAAGCCAUAUUGAAACUAUAUAAUCUCUUAUUACUGCAAGUAGAGUUUAUGUUCACUGGUUGUGCGCUUUGCUUUAGUCAGCCUUCCGAGUGUGGUGAUGAAGCAAACAGCAACCUUUAGGCAAAAGAAAGCUUUAUUUUUCUAUUCCUGACUCAAGUUUGGGAGUCUCCUUUUUGCUAUCUUUCUGUCCUCUUCCUCUUAUUGUAUCAAUCUUUAGACUGUGGAUUUUUGGGGUAGUCAUGCAGCCACGUCUUAGAAGGCAAAGCAGGUAGCUUUGUUUUUUUGUGUGUUUUUAAUUACAUAUUUUUCUGACUAUCUGCUUUGUUUUUGAUACAAUGGGUUGAUUCAGUGAAAAUAAAAAGGGAUUUUCUUUUUUUUCAGUCCACCGAUAGCUGGACUGCUUGGAAAGUCCACAUUGUUCAAUGUUGGAAAUUAAAUAAAUUGAUUACUAUUUAUCUGUCA